Capsella rubella is the source of this 1604-nucleotide messenger RNA. RefSeq names its product BTB/POZ and MATH domain-containing protein 6. The record is from RefSeq and is a predicted model, not a curated record. The transcript is spliced from 4 exons. Gene Ontology annotation, molecular function: protein binding. Gene Ontology annotation, biological process: protein ubiquitination. The coding region runs from base 186 to 1424 and encodes 412 amino acids. Lineage: Eukaryota; Viridiplantae; Streptophyta; Magnoliopsida; Brassicales; Brassicaceae.
UUGAAGAAGAAGGGAUUCAAAUCCCUAAAAACUUAAAAAUUGGGUCUUUCUUUUGUACAAUGACCAUUAUACCCUUCUCCUACCGACUCAUCAUCUUCCUCUUCUCCUCCUUUCCUCCUCCGACGAUUUAAAAUUCUCUGAAAUUUCACAACUUUCCCCAAAAUUCGAAAUACCCAACAAGGCAAAUGACCAGACCCAGCAGAUCAUCAAGCUCCAACACGAACCCAGAUAGAAUCGAAUCACAAACAACAACCUCAAGGUCAGUGACACAAACCCUAAACGGAUCGCACCAAUUCGUGAUUCAAGGAUACAGUUUAGCUAAAGGGAUUGGAGUUGGGAAACACAUAGCGAGUGAUAAUUUCUCCGUGGGAGGUUAUAAAUGGACAAUCUUUGUCUACCCAGAUGGUAAAAACUCAGAGGAUAGCUCUUCUUACGUCUCUGUGUUCGUCGCUCUCGCUAGUGAUGGUACUGAAGUAAGAGCGCUUUUUGAGCUUGCCCUUGUUGAUCAAAGUGGUAAAGGGAAUCAUAAGGUUCAUAGCCAUUUCGAUCGUUCGCUUGAUGGUGGUCCUUAUACGCUUAAAUAUAAAGGAAGUAUGUGGGGAUACAAGCGUUUCUUCAGACGUUCGUUGCUUGAGACAUCUGACUACCUUAAAGACGAUUGUUUGAUAAUCAAUUGUACAAUUGGAGUUGUUUCUUCGGAAAUACACUGUCCGCGGUUACACUCUAUACAUGUCCCUGAUUCAGAACUUGGAUCAGAUUUUGGAAAUUUGCUGGAUACUUUGGAAGGCUCGGAUGUCGAAUUUGACAUUGCUGGGGAGAAGUUUCGAGCUCAUAAAUUGGUUUUGGCUGCACGAUCUUCAUUCUUCAGAUCAAAGUUUUACAAUAUACUGGAAGCGAACAACAAUGAGUUAGUGAUCAGUGAUUUGGAACCUAAAGUCUUCAAGGCCUUGUUACACUUCAUGUAUAAAGACUCUCUCUCGGGAGAUGUGGAACCAGUAACGGCUCAUUCAUUUAACCUAUUAAAGCUGUCUGAAAUCGAUGAGACACUGAUCGUAAAGCUUUUGGCAGCUGCAAACAAAUACAAUCUGAGUAGGCUCAGACUAUUGUGUGAAUCUCACCUCUGCAAAGGCAUAUCUAUCAGCUCCGUAUCCAAGAUCUUAGCUUUAUCAGACAGAUAUAAUGCAACUGAACUAAAAAGCGUUUCCCUAAAAUUCGCUGCUGAAAACCUACAAGCUGUUCUGCAGACAAAAGCUUAUGAAGAUCUGAAAGAUGACUAUCCAAACCUCCAGUCCGAGCUACUACAGGCGGUAGCUGGUUAUGACGAAACAAGUAGCAGCGGAGAAGGAAAGUCUCAGAGUGUUUGGGGCCAACUCUCUGACAAUGGUGAGACCAGUAGCCGAAGACUAAGACAGCGAACCACAUAGAGGAGCUUCACCUUUUGUUUGUUGUAAAGCAAAGUACAUUGUUUUAUAUCUUUUGCUUAUGACUCAUAAAAAGGUUAACCCAUGUAUCUUUUUAUUGCCCAUAUAAGCUACUCAAUGAAAAGGAUAGUGUAAUCUAACUUAUUCUGACUGUUUUGAAAACAUGACUCUUCUCUUCCAAAA